ACAAUAAUGUCGACCAGCGAGCGUUUCGACUGCCAUUACUGCAAAGACUCCCUGUUGGGGAAGAAGUACAUAAUGAAAGAGGACACGCAGUACUGCACUAAGUGCUAUGAGAACCUGUUUUCCAACUGCUGUGAGGGCUGCUCUUUAGCAAUUGGAUGCAACAGCAAGGACCUGUCCUACAAGGAUCGUCAUUGGCACGACCAGUGUUUCAAAUGUGCAAAGUGCAGCCGCUCUCUGGUUGAAAAGGCCUUUGCAGCCAAGGAUGAUCUGUUGCUCUGCACUGAAUGUUACGCCAAUGAUUAUUCAUCUAAGUGCACCACCUGCAAGAAGACCGUCAUGCCAGGUUCCCGCAAAAUGGAAUACAAGGGGAACAGCUGGCAUGAGACCUGCUUCCUGUGCCACCGCUGCCAGCAGCCAAUAGGAACCAAGUCCUUCAUCCCUAAAGACACCGGCUUCUUCUGUGUGCCCUGCUUUGAGAAGCAGUUUGCCUACCAGUGCUGCGCUUGUAAGAAGGCCAUCACAACAGGUGGAGUGACCUACCAAGAUAAGCCGUGGCACCGCGAGUGCUUCCUGUGCAUCGGCUGCAGAAAGCAGCUGUCAGGUCAGCGCUUUACCUCCAGGGAGAACUACCCAUACUGCCUCGAGUGCUUCAGCAACCUGUAUGCAAAAAAGUGUGUGGGCUGCACCAAGGCCAUCACCAGUCUGGCAGGAGCCAAGUACAUCUCUUUUGAGGAGCGUCAGUGGCACAGCGAGUGUUUCACCUGCAUGCAGUGCUCCGUGUCUCUGGUGGGACGUGGCUUCCUAACCCAGCGCGACAACAUCUUGUGCACCGACUGCGGCAGGGAGAAGUGAUCUCAUCAUGAAGGGGUCAGAGUGACUCUAGGAGCUCUUACUCUGAAAGAGAUAUGAGUUACUCAUUAAAAUUUCUUCUCAGCAUGCCUGCUUCAUGAACAAACUGAAUGUAAAAUGUUUUUUGGUUUUAAAAAUGAGCAUUAGUGUUUCACGCUCACACAAAAACCGAGAUGUUUUCAUAAAGAUGACAAGGGCUAUUGAAAGCUAGAGCACCGUUUGGUUUUUUAAUCAAUGUACUGUAUUAUUUAUAUUUGAAUACUUGUUGUAUUCAGAAGUAAAAUACCCUUUUUUCCCUUGAAUGCUUCCUAACAAGGAUUAAAUAAUGUUAGAAAAAUACAAAGCUGGAGAGACAAUUCAUAAGUUGACUGGUAGAAAACUUUAAUUUUAUUAAUAUAUUAAUAUUUUUGUAACUUUGAAGCUAAAUCCCAGCUUCCUAAGCCUUUUAUUGUUAUAAUUACUUUGUCCCCUAUGACAUCAAAUGUAAUAUUUUUAGAUUUUAGAAUGUUGUGCAGAUAAAAAUAGAAAUUAAAAAACAACAUUUUAGACUCCAGGAGAUUAUGAGCAUGGGUAAUAUGAGUAUUUUCAAUGUUUUCGGCUAUUUUAUGGACAAAAAUAUUAGUGGAUGAUUAACGAAAAUAAUCAGCAGUUUGUUGAUACUGGAGAAUUUCUUGAAGCAUUGAUUUCUGACUUUCUCCACACGUUUUCCUUUUGUAUGUAAGGGCACACUGGUUAUGGUUGCCUAUUUGAAAAAUGUAUUCAUACAGCAGAACAUAAUGCAUCAUGUA
This is a messenger RNA of Notolabrus celidotus (New Zealand spotty), 1637 nucleotides long. It is a transcript of the gene fhl5, whose product is annotated as four and a half LIM domains 5. The transcript is spliced from 5 exons. Gene Ontology annotation, cellular component: Z disc; nucleus. Gene Ontology annotation, molecular function: transcription coregulator activity. The coding region runs from base 7 to 852 and encodes 281 amino acids. The record is from RefSeq and is a predicted model, not a curated record. Lineage: Eukaryota; Metazoa; Chordata; Actinopteri; Labriformes; Labridae.